AUGUGCAUCGACUACCGGAAGCUCAAUGAGGCGAUAAGGAAAGACCAUUUUCCUUUGCAUUUCAUGGAUCAGAUGUUGGAGCAGCUAGUAGGACAAUCCUUAUACUAUUUCUUGGACGAGUGCUCAAGAUAUAAUCAGAUUUCAGUGGAUCCCAAGGACCAAGAGAAGAUGACUUUUAAUGCUCUUUUGGUGUCUUUGCCUACAAAAGGAUGUCAUUUGGGUUAUGUAAUGCACCAGCCACUUUCCAGAGAGCUAGUGCAGCGAAGAUGUGUUGAGACCAAUCUGGUGCUAAAUUGGGAGAAGUGUCACUUCAUGGUUCAAGAAGAGAUAGUGUUGGGCCACAAAAUUUUAGCCCGAGGCAUUGAGGUGGAUAAAGCAAAAAUUGAUGUCAUCGAGAAGUUACCACCACCAGUAAAUGCCAAGGGUAUCAGAAGUUUUCUUGGACAUGUAGGUUUCUAUCGAAGGUUCAUCAAGGACUUCUCGAAGAUAGCUAGACCAUUGAGCAACUUUCUAAACAAGGAUGCAGUCUUCAAGCUUGAUGAGGAAUGCCUAGAAGCCUUUCAAACUUUGAAGGAGAAGCUUGUAUCUACCCCAAUAAUGGUUGCACCUGACUGA
Molecule: messenger RNA, 615 nt
Organism: Glycine soja
Lineage: Eukaryota; Viridiplantae; Streptophyta; Magnoliopsida; Fabales; Fabaceae
Exons: 2
Coding region: 1-615 (204 amino acids)
Source: RefSeq, a predicted model, not a curated record